CCAAGAAAACUCAAGAUUUUUUUUUUCUGUGUAUCUCUAAAAAAACAAAAAAAAUAAAUAUAGAAGAGAGGAAAAAAAGAAGAUAGUGUAGUAUUUUGAUUGGUCCAAAAAAGUAAAUAAAAUGGAACCAAUAGAUUUUGGUAAUUUGAGAGGUAGUAGUUUAAGAGUAAGUGUAAAAGGAAGUUCUAGAGGAAGUUUCAGAUCAGAUAGUAAUUCAAUAUUUAGAAAUAAUAAUAUAUUUAAUCGUUCAUCAAGAGAUGAAGAUGAUGAAGAAGCACUUAAAUGGGCUGCACUUGAAAAGUUACCAACUUUUGAUCGUUUAAGAAAAGGACUUUUAUUUGGAGCUAAUGAAGUUGAUAUACAUGAUCUUGGUAAUCAACAAAGUAAAGAUUUGGUUGAUAGGCUUGUUAAAGUUGCUGAUGAAGAUAAUGAGAAGUUUUUGUUGAAACUCAGAGAUAGAAUUGAUAGAGUUGGGAUUGAUUUGCCAACAAUUGAAGUAAGAUAUGAACAUCUAAAAAUUGAGGCAGAUGCAUAUGUAGGAAGCAGUGCUUUGCCUACAUUUAUCAACUUUGUGACUAACUUUAUCGAGCCAUUGUUGUAUUCUCUCCAUAUCGUACCAAAUCGAAAGAGGAAACUCACUAUUCUUGAUGACGUGAGCGGUAUCAUCAAGCCUUGCAGAUUGACUUUACUUUUAGGUCCUCCUGGUUGUGGCAAAACUACUCUCUUAUUAGCUUUGGCUGGAAAGCUUGACACUGAACUUAAAGCUAGUGGGAAGGUGACAUAUAAUGGACAUGAAAUGAAUGAGUUUGUGCCGCAAAGAACUGCUGCUUAUAUUAGUCAGCACGAUUUACACAUCGGAGAAAUGACUGUGAGAGAAACUUUGGAAUUCUCUGCUAGAUGCCAGGGAGUUGGCUCUCGUUAUGAAAUGUUGGCUGAACUGUCAAGAAGAGAGAAAACAGCAAAUAUCAAACCAGAUCCUGAUAUUGAUGUUUUUAUGAAGGCAGCAGCAACAGAGGGACAAGAAGCUAAUGUUGUGACUGAUUAUGUUCUUAAGAUUUUGGGACUUGACAUUUGUGCUGAUACUAUGGUGGGAGAUGAAAUGGUAAGGGGUAUUUCAGGAGGGCAAAAGAAGCGUGUGACGACAGGUGAAAUGCUUGUUGGACCGUCAAAGGCACUUUUCAUGGAUGAAAUCUCUACUGGAUUGGAUAGUUCGACCACUUAUUCCAUCGUGAACUCUCUAAGGCAAACUGUUCAAAUCUUGAAGGGAACUGCUGUGAUAUCUCUCUUGCAGCCAGCGCCCGAGACAUACAAUUUGUUUGAUGACAUUAUUCUGUUAUCAGAUAGUGUAAUUGUCUAUCAGGGCCCUCGAGAAGAUGUUAUUGGCUUCUUUGAAUCCAUGGGUUUCAAAUGCCCUGAAAGAAAAGGCGUAGCUGACUUUUUGCAAGAAGUGACAUCGAAGAAGGAUCAACAACAAUAUUGGGUGAGGAGGGAUGAGCCUUACAGGUUUAUCACAUCGAAAGAAUUUUCCGAGGCAUAUCAAGCAUUUCAUGUAGGGAGGAAACUCGGGAACGAUCUUGCAGUCUCAUUUGACAAGAGAAAAAGCCAUCCUGCUGCUUUGACAACUGAAAAGUAUGGUAUAGGGAAGAAACAGCUCUUCGAAGUCUGCAAGGAAAGAGAAUACUUGCUAAUGAAGAGGAACUCGUUCGUUUACAUUUUCAAGUUCUGUCAGCUUUUGAUUAUGGCACUCAUCUCGAUGACCAUCUUUUUCCGAACUGAGAUGAAACAUGAUACUAUGGAUGAUGGAGGAAUAUAUUCUGGUGCUCUCUUUUUUGUGAUCAUUAUGAAUAUGUUUAACGGAAUGUCUGAGCUCGGGAUGAUAAUCUAUAAACUUCCCGUCUUCUUCAAGCAAAGGGACCUUCUCUUUUUCCCUGCAUGGGCUUAUGCAAUUCCCUCAUGGAUACUCAAAAUACCUGUAACAUUUGUUGAAACUGCUCUCUGGGUGUUUCUCACUUACUACGUCAUGGGAUUUGAUCCGCACCCCUCAAGGUUGUUCAAACAGUUCUUACUACUCAUAAUAGUAAGUCAAAUGGCCUCAGGGUUGUUUCGAUUCAUUGGGGCUGUUGGCAGGAGCUUAGGAGUUGCUAGUAUAUUUGGAUCAUUCGCUCUGCUUUUACAAUUUGCAUUGGGAGGCUUCGUUCUUUCACGAGAUGAUGUGAAGAGCUGGUGGAUAUGGGGUUACUGGACUUCACCUAUGAUGUAUUCCGUGAACGCAAUUCUUGUGAACGAAUUUGACGGGAAAAGGUGGAAACAUAUUCCACCAAAUGGAACUGAGCCGCUUGGAGCUGCUGUUGUAAGAGGUCGAGGCUUCUUCCCAGAUGCAUCGUGGUACUGGAUAGGCUUUGGCGCGCUUGUUGGAUUCACAAUCGUGUUUAACAUCUGCUACACCAUUGCACUCACUUACCUAAAACGUGAGUAUCUCUCAAAUUUCUCCAUUUAUAUCUCCGUUAAGGCAAAAAAUGUUAAAUGUUUAGUAUUAAUAUCUACAGCGUUUGGUAAGCCACAAGCUAUGAUACCAGAAGACAGUGAAGAUGCACAAACAACUAGCGCGGAGACAGAAGACUCCAAUAGCGAGAGUCAGAAUAAGAAAAAAGGAAUGGUUCUUCCAUUUGAACCGCAUUCCAUCACCUUCGAUGAUGUAAUGUACUCUGUCGGCAUGCCUCAGGAAAUGAAAGAUCAAGGUGCUACUGAAGAUAGAUUGGUACUUCUUAAGGGCGUAAGUGGAGCAUUCAGGCCCGGUGUUUUGACAGCUUUGAUGGGAGUAAGUGGGGCUGGAAAAACAACAUUGAUGGAUGUAUUGGCUGGAAGAAAGACAGGAGGAUAUAUCGAGGGUGACAUCAAGAUUUCGGGCUAUCCUAAGAAGCAAGACACAUUUGCACGUAUAUCUGGAUACUGUGAGCAGAAUGACAUCCAUUCACCUUAUGUUACAGUUUAUGAGUCAUUAGUAUACUCCGCUUGGCUGCGUUUACCUCAUAAUGUUGAUACAAAGACCCGAAAGAUGUUUGUUGAGCAAGUCAUGGAUCUUGUGGAGCUUGGACCAUUAAGAUCAGCCUUAGUUGGUUUGCCAGGGAUCAACGGUCUCUCAACUGAACAACGCAAAAGGUUGACCAUUGCAGUGGAGCUAGUGGCUAACCCCUCUAUCAUUUUCAUGGAUGAACCAACCUCCGGGCUGGAUGCAAGGGCUGCUGCAAUUGUUAUGAGAACUGUUAGGAACACUGUCGACACAGGAAGAACCGUUGUUUGUACCAUCCAUCAACCUAGUAUCGACAUUUUUGAAGCCUUUGAUGAGCUCUUUCUAAUGAAACGAGGAGGACAAGAGAUAUACGUUGGUCCAUUGGGUCGCCAUUCUUGCCAUUUAAUCAAAUACUUUGAGUCCAUGCCAGGGGUAAGUAAAAUAAAAGAUGGCUACAAUCCAGCAACGUGGAUGUUAGAAGUCACAGCCUCGGCUCAGGAAAUACUGUUCGGGGUUGAUUUUACUGAUUUAUACAAGAAAUCAGACCUUUACACAAGGAACAAAGCAUUGAUUAGUGAACUGAGCGUACCUCGCCCUGGUACAAAAGAUCUGCAUUUUGACACUAAAUACUCACAGCCAUUUUGGACCCAAUGUAUAGCUUGCCUUUGGAAACAACACUGGUCAUAUUGGCGUAAUCCUACUUAUACGGCAGUCAGAUUUCUGUUUACAACCAUCAUUGCCUUGGUCUUCGGGACAAUGUUCUGGGAUAUUGGUGGUAAAGUGAGUAAGAGUCAAGAUCUAUUUAACGCAAUGGGAUGCCUGUAUGCUACUGUUCUCUUCCUCGGUACACAAAAUUCAUCAUCAGUGCAGCCUGUUGUAGCUGUUGAACGUACAGUAUUCUAUAGAGAAAGAGCUGCUGGAAUGUAUUCUGCAUUACCUUAUGCCUUUGGACAGAUUUCCAUUGAAAUCCCUUAUGUCUUUAUGCAAUCUGUUUUCUGUGGUGCAAUCAUGUAUGCUAUGAUCGGAUUUGAAUGGACGGUAGCAAAGUUCUUUUGGUACUUGUUCUUCCUGUUUUUCACCCUCUUGUACUUCACUUUCUACGGUAUGAUGACUGUUGCUGUUACCCCAAAUGUAAGUGUUGCUCAAAUUGUCGGCUCCUUCUUCUACGGAGUAUGGAAUCUUUUCUCAGGAUUCAUCGUUCCACGAACUCGUAUUCCCAUAUGGUGGAGAUGGUACUACUGGUGUUGUCCUGUUGCCUGGACCUUAUAUGGUUUAGUUGCAUCACAAUUUGGUGAUCUUCAGAACAAACUUACUGAUGAAGAAACAGUAGAACAAUUCUUGAGACGUUACUUCGGCUUCAAACAUGAUUUCCUUCCAAUAGUUGCAGUCGCGAUUGUUGGAUACACUGUUCUUUUUGGCUUCACAUUUGCUUUCGCUAUUAAGGCAUUCAACUUCCAAACGAGAUAAAAAGACGUUACCUGCUGAAGAUGUGUGAGGAAAGUACUAAAGACAACAUGUGUUAUGGUCUAUCCACUACUCGUGUAAUGAUGAAGACGCGGUUAGUACGUAUAAGGAAGUUUUCUCGAGCUCAAGUAUGAGGGAGAUAUUGAUUUUGAAAGUACUGUAUAUAGAUUUCCAGUUGAACAAGUGUAUGUUCUGUUAUUAUGAUUAUUCUUUAUGAAUUCCAAGUUCAUAUGUUAAUGUUGAAUCAAAAUGCAGUGGCAAAUUCAUUCCAUUAACCAUAUUCUAAGUAUUUUUCUGUUACUAUCUGUUGUUUCUUGUA
Solanum pennellii is the source of this 4793-nucleotide messenger RNA. RefSeq names its product pleiotropic drug resistance protein 1-like. Gene Ontology annotation, molecular function: ATP binding; ATP hydrolysis activity; ABC-type transporter activity. Bases 122 to 4477 code for a protein of 1451 amino acids. NCBI's taxonomy places the organism in Eukaryota, Viridiplantae, Streptophyta, Magnoliopsida, Solanales, Solanaceae. Gene Ontology annotation, cellular component: membrane. The record is from RefSeq and is a predicted model, not a curated record. The transcript has 19 exons.